Austrofundulus limnaeus is the source of this 1146-nucleotide messenger RNA. It is a transcript of the gene hspb1, whose product is annotated as heat shock protein, alpha-crystallin-related, 1. Gene Ontology annotation, biological process: negative regulation of apoptotic process; response to heat; protein refolding. Gene Ontology annotation, cellular component: nucleus; cytoplasm. Lineage: Eukaryota; Metazoa; Chordata; Actinopteri; Cyprinodontiformes; Rivulidae. The record is from RefSeq and is a predicted model, not a curated record.
CUCCAGAUUCUUCUGGUUCUUGGAGGUGCUCUGAGGGGGGAGGGUCUCUCCUCCUCACUUUGGGGGAGGAAGCAUCUUCUCUCCGGACCGCCCUCCUGCUUUGUGUUUGCAGGAUAUUCUAGCAGCUUCCACAGAUAUCUCGGGGGUGUGAGGGGGGCGGGGUCAGCAGGUAUAAAACUCGCGCGCUGAAAAACGCGGAACACGUUGAAGAAGUUCAGUAAAUCGAUUUAUUUGCUUCUACCUGACCUGACCUGACAUGGCCGAGAGAGAGAUCCCCUUCACCCUGGCCCGCGCCCUGAGCUGGGACCCGUUCCGCGACUGCAGCCGCAUCUUCGACCAGGCCUUUGGGCUGCCGGCCCUGCUGGAAGAUUUCCCCACUUUCCCCAGUACCCACUGGCCGGGCUACCUGAGACCAUCCCACAUGAAUCCAGACAUCAUGUACCCCAGCCAAAUGCUGGCCCACCACGCCCGGGCCCUGUCCCGUCAGAUGGGCAGCGGGAUGUCUGAGAUCAAGCAGACCGGCGACAACUGGAAAGUGUCUCUGGACGUCAACCACUUCUCCCCUGAUGAGCUGGUGGUCAAGACCAAGGAUGGAAUCUUGGAAAUUUCUGGAAAGCAUGAAGAGAGGAAGGAUGAGCAUGGCUUCAUUUCUAGAAGCUUCACUAGAAAAUACAGCCUCCCACCCACAGCUAAUGUGGAGAAGGUGACUUCCUCCCUCUCUCCUGAGGGGGUCCUGACUGUGGAGGCUCCCAUCAUCAAGCCGGCCAUCGAGUCGUCCGAGAAAACUAUUCCUGUGAAUGUGGAAAGUGCUGUGGCCAAGAAGUAGAGCUGUGCAGUGCCUCCACACCAGACCACGCUGACACUAAACGCUGGUGAUGAAGAAGCUCCGGCUCGUGGCUUUACCUUUUUGCUCCUUGUUUUACAGCAAUGAGCCGAGCACAUCUGUACUACUGCCACACGCCAACUUCUUGGUCACGUGUUUUUUGUGAUUCCAUGUUGAUUUAAAAACACAUUUGAUAUUGACGUUUUAUAAGUCUUGGUAUUUCCCUGUUAGUGUCAGUUUCAGUGUUAUCUGUGGGUUGGAAUGUUUAUUAAAAAUGUCUUUGAAAGUUAUUGAAAUAAAGACUACAAAUAAUAAAAAAAAAA